CCCUAAGGUAUACUCUGAUUGAUUAAUAAUGUACAUGAUUACCUCAACUCGAGUGUGAUAAACAAUAGAUGUCAAAAUCUACUAUUCUUAUGACAGUGUUCAAUCAAUCAUUUCCAUUAUUGCUCAAACUUCUCCCCCCGUUGAUUGCCUCACCUUUUUUGAUUAAUUUAUUCCCUACCGGACACCCCCGGGCGGAUUGAUUGAUUGAUAAUGAAUGAUAGAAUAUGUUGAUAAAGACACAUGUAGACAAUUUUCGCACAAUUCAUCGGACAUUUAUACAGACAACAUAUGUUAUCUAGAUUUGGUGACAUUUGAUAAUACAUUAUAUUGGAUACAAUCAAAUGAUAGUAUAUUAUCUAGAUUUGAUAGCGAAUUCAUGGAGUACAAGUUAAACUAAUUCACACUGGGAGUUAUAUAGCUUUAAACCAACGUACACAAUUAAGACAGUUGACUUUUAUUUAUUUCUACGCGAGGAAAAAACAGUAUGAAUUUAUAAUUUUGAUUGAAACGAAGCUUUGCACAGAAUAGUUUGGACUUGAGACAGUUUAAAAGAUGGAAACUCAAAGAAAAAUAAAACACGAGGACCGCUUAUCUGUUCCAGAUGUGAAGCCGGAAUUGGAUAUGAACCAGUCACAAGUCGAUUAUAACAGAUUAUAUGGUGAUUUAUGUAGAAAACUGCUAAGCACACCAGUCGGGGAAAUAUUCCCAGAAGUUAUUACCGGAGGUAUGUCAAAGCAGACGAUAAGUUCUAGCGGAAAUACAUCGCCAAACAGCAUACAUCCGGCGUUCCCAGCGUUCAGUACGAUGUCUUCAACACCACUGAGCUACAUGCCCGCUAUUUACAGUCCCGACCAGCUUCUGAUGAUGGCAGGAGGGCAUCCGCAUGGUUUAAAUAUAGCUGACAGCGGUCUUUCAAAUCCUCCGCUUGGUGGCACUUCCAGCAAAAAUGGCUUCGUAGAAAUGACAAAAAAUCCACCCAUUAGUCCGGGAAGUGACGUAUCGGUUGAUAAUAUGGAAAACGUUGACGUCCAAAAGUUGGUGGAUGAGUUCAGAGUGACGUUGGAACGAUUUGGCGUGUCACAGCGCUUUGCUGCCCGUUUUAUCAUGCAAGAUACCAGUCAAGGCAAUCUGAGCUUUCUCAUGGAAAAGGGGCGUAACAAAAAAUGGGAAGAGUUGUCCCCUCGCGGAAGGUUACCUUACAUCAAAAUGAAGGCGUGGUUAGAGAGUAAGGAACAGCAAAUGGCGACGUUAGAGAUGUUGAAAUAUUCUCAAGAAUCAAAGAAGAACAGUACACGUGAGUCCUACAACAGGCGGGAAAGAUUUUCAAUGUUCCAGCUAAACGUGCUGUGUCGUUUGUUCGAAGAAAAUUCAAAUCCACCCAUGAACAUCCGGAACGCUGUAGCAAUGCGUUUGGGCAUUCCUCUGGAUAGAGUAAACGUUUGGUUCCAGAAUCAACGCGCACGAGGAUUUCCGGCUCGAAAAGUUCUACAGCAAAGUUUGUAUGAAAACGAAGGCGACCCUUAUCUUGCAAUCGAUGUUGAAAAUAUGAAAGAUAAAAUCAACGAAGCAAAUUUUAUUCCGCAAAAUCUCCCUGUAAAUAUGGUGAACAUGGACAGUCCGACAUACAGGAAAAGUUCCGAACAAGGUUUGUGUAAGAAACCAUCACCAAAACCAAAUGUUUAUGGUUCACCGAUUCAGACUGGUUUGAUGCCUUCAAUAAAGUCAGAACCAAACGAAACCGUACUUCCGCUGGACCUAUCGUCAUCAUCAUUUAGCGAUAAAAGUCUAUCAACAGUAGCUAACAGUCCUUCUGCAAUCGCUCAAUCCUCGCACAACAGUUCAGAAAUUUCAGAUUUCGAUAGAAAUAAAAUCACUACACACCAGUUAGAAUAUCAGACCAAUACUGUUGUGAAGAGUGGAACUUCCGGUGCUGCAAAACGAAAACGAGGCUCAAAACCUCAGCAGAUCAUUCCGAUGUACAAAAAGGAAACGUACACAAACAAUGACAGUGAAAAAUUAAAUGAAAGUAAACGAAGAAAAGUUUCAGAUGUUGUAUCACCCGAAUCUAAAUACACCUACCUCUUGGAUACAUCUGAUAUCGAACCCGACAAUCUUUCUCAAAAUAGCUACCAGUCAAAUGGAUACGACUACGUCAUCAAAAGUGAAACAAAUACGAAUGGAAAUAGCGUUAAUACCAGUCCGGAAAAUACGAAAUUAUAUCAGUUUAAUGAAAAUAGUUUAGGAGAAUCGUCACAUAUUGAGCAAAAACAGUAUAAAGAAUCAGAAACUAACAGUGGUGCUAAUAAUUAUACAAUAAACACAAAGGACUUUAAAUCAACCAAAACGGAAUCAUUGAACCCAAAGUCAAUUGAACUAUUCAAGGCAAUGUGUGCAAGUCUUGCUGUAAAAGACCAACGUAAGAGUGAUACAAAUCUCAACGAACCAGAAUUAGAUUAAAAUGUUGAACAUUACUAAGUCAUGAUAUCAUGUUGAAAAAUAAUCGUGUAUAAUAUAUACAGCUAAUUACUUAUGCAUUUUUUGUCUUGUACAUGGUACUAAUGCAUGCUCAUUGUGUCGAACUAAAUGAUGAUAUUUAUUGUCUUGAUUUCAGCUUUUAACUAUAAAAUUUGUUACGUUAUUUUAUAUAAAACGGGUAAAUAUAUUGUCUAUUUUACAGUUAUUUAAAUUUGUAUCGAUGGAUGGUGGUUUCUAAUGCGACUUAUCCGAUAAAAGAUUACACUAAUAUAUUUAUUUAUUCCAAACCUUUUUGUGUUUUGGGAGUUUUAGGCAUAUACUUACAUAUUUCGUUUCAUUUCUUAUUACAAAAAAAUGACUAUAUUUCUGUUCACUUCUUAUUACAAAUAUGGUUGCCAUCAAGCGACGUGUCUUCUUAUUUAGAGGUAAAUAUCCCGUUGCAUCGACGACGGCUAGCACUGGAGUUUUACCCCAGCCUCUGCUAACCGAUUUAUCAUAUACAAUAUAGGGUAAAUAUAUUUUCAACGUUGCAUUGUUUAUAUGACGUCCACCGCAUGAUGUCAUUUUAACAUUUUAAAUCAUUAUUUUUUCGUUAAGACGGUUUAUAUAUAUAUAGACAACUACGGAAAUGUAAUGUGUAAGAAGUCUUUAUGUAAGCAAAUCGUUGAUAAAACAUGACUUUCUCAUUUAUCUAAAGUGAAAAUAACGUAACCCAAUUAGGAGAGGUCACAGUUGGAACCACUGUAUUAUUUGUAUAAUGACUAACAUUUCUGUGAUCAUAGAUAGUAAUAAAAUUAUUUU
Messenger RNA from Ruditapes philippinarum (Manila clam), 3276 nucleotides. RefSeq lists its product as uncharacterized. NCBI's taxonomy places the organism in Eukaryota, Metazoa, Mollusca, Bivalvia, Venerida, Veneridae. The transcript is spliced from 4 exons. The record is from RefSeq and is a predicted model, not a curated record. The coding region runs from base 553 to 2457 and encodes 634 amino acids. Gene Ontology annotation, molecular function: DNA binding.